Thermothielavioides terrestris NRRL 8126 is the source of this 1896-nucleotide messenger RNA. Its product is annotated as glycoside hydrolase family 1 protein. The transcript has 3 exons. Lineage: Eukaryota; Fungi; Ascomycota; Sordariomycetes; Sordariales; Chaetomiaceae. Gene Ontology annotation, biological process: carbohydrate metabolic process. The record is from RefSeq and is a predicted model, not a curated record. Gene Ontology annotation, molecular function: beta-glucosidase activity. Bases 239 to 1669 code for a protein of 476 amino acids.
GCACGCGGGAGCGGGAGAAUGGGGGGAACAAUAAUGGCGUCAAACGGCCGUGAUGGAUCCUGUGCGCAUAUAUAAGGUGGGACAGGGCCUGGGGUUCCCGGCUCGCCUCUCGGCCGUUGGGCAAGGUCAUCCUGUGUCCUGUUUCUCUUCAACAUCCUCCUCCUCCGCUUUCUCCUUUUACCCCCAUCCCCAUUAGACAGCGUCUUGAAACGCCGCCGCAACAGACAGCUCGCCCACCAUGUCUCUCCCCAAGGACUUCAAGUGGGGGUUCGCCACUGCCGCGUACCAGAUUGAGGGCUCGGCCACCGAGGAUGGCCGUGGCCCGUCCAUCUGGGACACCUUUUGCGCCAUCCCCGGCAAGAUUGCCGACGGCAGCUCCGGCGCGGUGGCCUGCGACUCGUACAGGCGCACCAAGGAGGACAUCGAGCUGCUCAAGUCGCUGGGGGCCACGGCCUACCGCUUCUCCAUCUCGUGGUCGCGCAUCAUCCCGCUCGGCGGUCGCAACGACCCCAUCAACCAGAAGGGCAUCGACCACUACGUCAAGUUCGUCGACGACCUCCUGGAGGCCGGCAUCGAGCCCUUCAUCACGCUCUUCCACUGGGACCUGCCGGACGCGCUGGACAAGCGCUACGGCGGCCUGUUGAACAAGGAGGAGUUCUCGGCCGACUUCGAGAACUACGCGCGCAUCAUGUUCAAGGCGAUCCCCAAGUGCAAGCACUGGAUCACGUUCAACGAGCCGUGGUGCUCGUCCAUCCUGGGCUACAACAGCGGCUAUUUCGCGCCCGGCCGCACGUCGGACCGCAGCAAGUCGCCGGUGGGCGACAGCGCGCGCGAGCCGUGGAUUGUCGGCCACAACAUCCUGAUCGCGCACGGCAAGGCGGUCAAGGCGUACCGCGACGACUUCAAGCCGACGCAGGGCGGCGAGAUCGGCAUCACGCUCAACGGCGACGCCACGCUGCCGUGGGACCCGGAGGACCCGGCUGACGUGGAGGCGUGCGACCGCAAGAUCGAGUUCGCCAUCUCGUGGUUCGCCGAUCCCAUCUACUUCGGCCAUUACCCGGAGUCGAUGCGCAAGCAGCUCGGCGACCGGCUGCCGACCUUCACGCCGGAAGAGGUGGCGCUCGUCAAGGGCUCCAACGACUUCUACGGCAUGAACCACUACACGGCCAACUACAUCAAGCACAAGAAGGGCGUGCCGCCCGAGGACGACUUCCUGGGCAACCUCGAGACGCUCUUCUACAACAAGCACGGCGACUGCAUCGGGCCCGAGACGCAGUCCUUCUGGCUGCGGCCGCACGCGCAGGGCUUCCGCGACCUGCUCAACUGGCUCAGCAAGCGGUACGGCUACCCCAAGAUCUACGUGACGGAGAACGGCACGUCGGUCAAGGGCGAGAACGACAUGCCGCUCGAGCAGAUCGUCGAGGACGACUUCCGCGUCAAGUACUUCCACGACUACGUGCACGCCAUGGCCCGCGCCUCGGCCGAGGACGGCGUCAACGUGCGCGCCUACCUCGCCUGGUCGCUCAUGGACAACUUCGAGUGGGCCGAGGGCUACGAGACCCGCUUCGGCGUCACCUACGUCGACUACGCCAACGACCAGAAGCGCUACCCCAAGAAGAGCGCCAGGAGCCUCAAGCCCCUGUUUGACAGCCUGAUCAAGAAGGACUAGACGGUGUUUUCUGCUGACGGAGUAGUUAGGACUGGGAGUUGGACGAACGAAGGGGGGGAUUUCUGGAUUUUGCAUACCACCUGCUGGUUGAGCCCAGGAGCGUGUAGUUACCUUACCGUCAUGACAGUUAUGACUUUGCGAUGAAUGCUGGAAUUCAGCGUUGCUUUCUCUGCUCUGAAAAAAAAAAAAAAAAAAAAAAAAAAAAAAAAAAAAAAAAAAAAAAAAAA